Messenger RNA from Apus apus (common swift), 3704 nucleotides. RefSeq names its product Fas activated serine/threonine kinase (gene FASTK). Lineage: Eukaryota; Metazoa; Chordata; Aves; Apodiformes; Apodidae. The record is from RefSeq and is a predicted model, not a curated record. Gene Ontology annotation, cellular component: mitochondrial matrix; ribonucleoprotein granule. The transcript has 9 exons. Gene Ontology annotation, biological process: mitochondrial RNA processing; regulation of mitochondrial mRNA stability. The coding region runs from base 140 to 2626 and encodes 828 amino acids. Gene Ontology annotation, molecular function: RNA binding.
CCCGCCGGGGCUGUCGGGAAGAUGGCGGGCUCGGUGUCCGGGCGGUGCUGAGCGGCCGGGCCGGCGGCGGGUCCCUGCGCGCCGCCAGCGCCAUGGUCUCCCGGUUCUCCGAAGCCCCCCGAGCCGCCCCGCCCCCGCCAUGCUGCGCCUGCUGCCAUGGCUCCGCGCUCUGACCCGGGCGGGCGAGCGGCCCGGCGUGCCCGGUGUGCCCGGUGUGCCCGGCGUGCCCGGUGUGCCCGGCGUGCCCGCGGCCCCGCGGGGCCCGGCUGAGCGCGGCGGCGCCGGGAUGUAUCCCGCCUGCUACUGCGCGGGCAAGGCCAAGGCGCGGGCCGUGCUGCUGCCCCUGGAGCCCUACGGCCAUGGGCUGCUGCACGCCCUGCCCCCGGAGCCCGGCAGGGCCCGCGGCCACGGCAAGAGGAAGAGCUGGAACUUCAUCCACGAGAAGAUGAGCUACGACACCUUCUUCACCAUGAAGCGGCUGAUCGAGCGGUCGCGCAGCGUCGGGGAGGUGCUGCGCUGGGUCACCCAGAACCCGGGCAAGGUCUCGGCCAGCCACUACCCCAUCGCCCUGCACAAGCUGGGGCAGCUCCUGCAGCAGGGGCAGCCCGGCCUGAACGGGGAGAGCCGCGGGCCCGGCCCCGUGCUGGAGCAGCCCGAGUUCCAGACCCUCUGCCAGGCCAUCAUCAGCGGCUGCGCCAAGUUCGACAACUUCAGCAUCGUCAACUGCCUCUACGCGGCGGCCGCGCUGGGUCUCCCCGGGGAGUCCCCGCUGGUGCGGGUGCUGGAGGAGGAGUCCCGGAGCCGCCUGGGCCGCUUCAACCAGAAGGACGUCUCCAUGGUGUUCAGCAGCGUGAUGAGGCUGCACCCCUCCAGCCCCCACCCCCUGGUGGAGUCCUGCCUCACCAGCCUGGAGCGGCACCUGGAGAAGGAGCGGCACCCCCAGACCCUCUUCCUGCUCCUCUCCUACUACCGGCUGCGGGCGCAGGCCCUGCAGGGACACGCGGCCUCCGACCAGCAGCUGAUCAACAACCGCAAGAUCCUGCGGCUGGUGCGGCACACGCUGGGGCAGGUCAGCGCCAUGCGGGAGCACGAGCUGGCCCUGCUGGACGAGAUGCUGGCCCUGUGUGCCCAGGAGGCCAACAACAAGGCCCUGGAGGCCAUCUUCAGCUCCCAGCUCUUCUAUGAGAACCGCCAAGAGCGAUUCAUCCGCAGCAUGGCAGAGUGGCUCCCACGGAAGGCAGAGAACCUGACCCCCUACACCAUGGCGCUGAUCGCCAAGUACGUGGCGCGGCACCGGCUGCGGGAGCCGCGGCUGCUCGACACCAUCGCCAGCUUCCUGCUGCGGCGCGGCGAGCAGCUCGACAGCAAGGUGAUCCAGAAGCUGGUGUUUCCCUUCAGCCGCAUGAACUACCGCCCGUCCAACCACGGCGAGCUCUUCCCCAAGCUGGAGGCCAUCCUGGAGCAGAAGGCUGGCAGCUCGCCCCUGGCCACCGUCAACAUCCUCAUGUCCAUGUUCCAGCUCAGCCACUUCCCCCAGACCGUCCUGCACCAAGUCUUCUCCCCAGCCUUCAUCACCAACGUCAUGAGCAGCCCCUACGCCCUGAUUGUCCGGCGGUACCUGUCACUGCUGGAUGCGGCGGUGGAGCUGGAAUUCCGGGAAUACCGCGGCCCCCGCCUGGACCCGCGCUACCGCGUCCUGAUGUUCGAGCACGCCCUGACGGCUGACGAGGCCAACAGAAAGUACAGUUACAAGGGGCUGGUGGCUGAGGCGCUGCGGCAGCUGGUGGGGGAGGAGUGUUACCGGCAGGACGAGGUGCUGCCCCCAGGAUACUGCACAGACUUCCUGCUGUGGAUCAACCGCUCGGGCGCGGUGCUGCCGCUCUCCCGGGUCCCCGCGGCUGCCAAGGCCCCUUCUGCCCACGCCACAGGGUCCCCAGCCGCCGCCUCCCUGCGCUCCAGCGUCCUGGCCCUCACCUCGGACUUGCAGGACUUUGCCCCCUUUGCUCCGGAGACUCCGAGCAGCCCCCCGGGCCCCCGGGAGAACAGCCUGGCCGGGCGGUUCCUGCCCGCGCUCUGCCCGGCCCCGGGGGGUCCCUGCUACCAGCCCCCCUCGGACUAUUACUGCAGCCUGAGCAAAGAGUCUUCCCUGGAGAGCCAGGGCAGCUCCAGCCUCAGCAGCCCCUCCGAGUGCCUCUCGGCCCAGCCGGCCACCCCCGCCUGCUCGCCCAGGGGCACCUCGGCUGCCACCCUCUUCCAGUUCCCCAUCGGGAAGAUCCUCGAGGAGGAGGAGGAGGCAGCUCCUGCCGGCUGCCCCGGCCACGACCGCAGCCGCUUCCAGGGGGAGCAGCCCCAGGAGGGAGCGGAGGAGCGGAGCCCCCCGCCCAGCCAGGACCCCUGCCCCCCGUCCUCCCCGCGCCGGCCCAGCCCCCCGCGAGGGCCGGGCGAGGCGCCGCAGGGAGCCGAGGAGAUCCAGAGGGUGGUCCUGUCGGUCAAUGACAAGUGGCACUACUGCCAGAACUCCGACAUCCUGGUGGGCUCGCGGGCCAUGCGGGACCGGCACCUGCGGCUGCUGGGCUACUGCCUGGUUCAGGUGAGAGGGGCUGGGGGGCUGGUGUCCCCCUGCUGAUCCCCUCAGUGGGGCAGGGACUCAUCCGCACUGCUCUGCUUUGCCUUCCCUCACCUCACCCCAAGACUUUUUUUAGGGGGUGGGCAAGACCAGCCCUGCUGCCCUGGAGGAGGGUGAGGGGACAGUCCCGUCCCCUGGUCCUGCAGGAAUCCCGUCCUGCAGCUGAGACCCCAGUGUGGGGAGAGAAAGGGAAGGGGCUCAGCAUGGGUGACCCCAGGGGGGAGAAUGGAGCAGGGGCAGAGCUCAGCCUGGUGCUGCCAUCCUGUCCGUGUGUCCCCAGCCCUGUCCGUGUGUCCCCAGCCCUGUCCAUGUGUCCCCAACCUGUCCGUGGGUCCCAGCAUGCUGCCAUGGGGGGAGGCAAUGCAGACCCUUUCAGAGCUGGUUCCAGAGCCCUGGCUGCUGUGGGGCAGCCUCUGGAGGGCUUGCUUGGGGGGCAUAUGCCAGCAGAGGAGCCCCCAGGGCUUCACAGUUGUCCUCAGGUUACCUGGGACAUUCCAGGUGCAGUUCUGAGAUGCGCAGCUUCUGCAGGGUUUGUUGGUGGGGUGAUGUGUAGCUUGAGAACAGAUCUUCCCCAGGGAAACAACCCGGAAAUGCCAACCCUUUGGCCCUGCUUGCUGCCCAGCUCCAGAGGUCACCUGAAGUAGUUGUAGAUCUACCACGAUGUCCCAGAAACACUUCCCCAAAGCUCCUCAUUCAGAUCUCUGCAACGUGCCAGAUCUGCUGGGCAGCCCCACGCUGCCCAGUGCAGACUGCGUGGGGCUCCCCACCAGACCUGGCACGUUGCUGGGGUGUCUGGGUGCUGGAACAGGUUGCCCCCCACCCCAGACCCCCUGCUCUGACCCCUUUGGGUCAGACCCACCACAGCCAGAGGACUUAGUUCCUUCUUCCCAGCGUGGGAAGCUGGGAGUGGCUCUGAAGGAUGACAGUCCCCACGGACAGCUCUCCUGGCCUCAGGUUCUGCUUUCUUGGUCUUGGCAUCUGUGCCAGGUUUUUCCACCCAGUCCCAUGGCCGUGCUCAGCCCCGAGGGCUGGACACAGCAGGUGAGGUUCUGGGCUGAGAGACCUUCUUGGCAGGAUC